Molecule: messenger RNA, 3260 nt
Organism: Haliotis rubra (blacklip abalone)
Lineage: Eukaryota; Metazoa; Mollusca; Gastropoda; Lepetellida; Haliotidae
Product: bone morphogenetic protein 3-like
Exons: 3
Coding region: 541-2013 (490 amino acids)
Biological process (GO): SMAD protein signal transduction; BMP signaling pathway
Cellular component (GO): extracellular region
Molecular function (GO): cytokine activity; growth factor activity
Source: RefSeq, a predicted model, not a curated record
GCACACAUUCGUCUCUUGCCGCAGAGAUCGUAUGCUUACUACCGGGCUGCUAAACCUCUCUUCGUUCUCGCUGUCGCCACUGGACGCGAGGGGGCGGGGCUUGUGUUGGGCGCAUUCACUCAGCUUUUGACGUGUAAAAGAAGCAUAGUAGGCCGCCACUGGUGGAGUAAGGACUAAGGCUCACAAGUGUCGAGAAGAAAAGUGGUUCUCUAUUGUUUUUUCACGGGACAGGUGUUUCGAUGCUUCUGUCGUUACGUGCAAACUUUUCUCAAGUUUUGACAACUUGGACGCGCAGGAUUUAAAUUGUGAACGUGUAGAUUUUGAUUCACAAAUUUCGAGAUUAACCCACCUGGAGUAAACACGUUGUUUUUCUCUUCCCAUGGACGAAUACCAGUCUGCAGUAUGUCUAAAUCUCACAAUCUAAUUGUGACGUGAAAUGUACUAAGCGCUGUGGGCGACUUUGUCCACCGGAGAAAUUGUCUCUGUAUGAGAGUAUUGCUAUGUUUUAUCGUACUGGAUGAAGUUUAUUGAAUUUUCAAAAUGAAAAAUCCAUCGUGUUUGGUGAUUGUUGUGUACAUAUUAUUUCACUACGUUGUGACUAAGGAGCAAGGGUCGACCAUCGAUGCGGGGAAAAACAUUCUGUUGCACGAGGCCGUGAGGAAGCUGCUUGGCUUCACCACUACCCCUCCCAAGCCAUCCAGAGAGAUACCAAACCCAUACGAAAAGGAAACCAACCCACCCAAGUACAUAAUGGAUCUGUACGAAAAAUACAAAUUUAGUGAAAGUCAUCAAGAAGAGUUGCUGGGGAACACUGUGAGGAGUCUUCACGCUGAAAUAGGGGAGGUGAAUGACGAGGCCAUGUUCAUCUUUAACUUAUCAUCAAUAGCACCAACAGAAAAAGUUUUGAGUGCGGAAGUGCAUUUAUAUAAAAGAAGGUCGAAACCUUGGCACAAAAAGACAGAUGUUGAUGUGCAUAUAUAUGAAAUAGCUCCACAUUAUUUAAGCCAAAAUGGCAAAAUAACAAUGAGAAACUCAGCAUAUGGCUGGCAGUGGUAUGACGUUACGGACGCUGUGCUUAGUUGCUUAGCAGCAAGGCGGCCACGCCCUCAUCUUUUUGCCCUAAGCUUCAAAACAGAAAAAUCAAAUGGUAAAGAGAGGACAGUUGCAUUAAAAAGAUUUGUCCGGCAUCAUUCUAUGCCGUUUCUUAUUGUGUAUUCGAAUGAAACACGGAGCAUUAAUCUGGACCAGUUGGAUAAACUUGCAGAGUCACUUAAACACAAGGAGAACCAGAGACACAGCGUGAUACAUUCUACAGUUGCCCCAGGUAACAGGUCUCCGCUUUUGGAUUCAUUGUCUGGAACCGGAAGUCCGCGCCAAGAGUCUGCAGUCCGAGCCAAGAGGUCCAUUUUCAACAACGAGAUCCCGGAGGACGCGGCCGAUUAUAACCGCUUCCACAACAAGUUCAACAUUCCACAAACACAUCCUGGUAUCCUGCAGGCUAGGAAGGAGACGCACACGAAGCUGACGGACAAUCAGCUUAUCCCUUACCCCUCCGAGAAGCGCAAAAAGCGGAAGCGGAAACACAGAAGGCGCAACCGGAAGAAGAACAAGAAGCCCAAUAAGCGGCGUUUGAAGCUUCCGGAAGAAUGGGAGGAUUACCAUGACAACAAAGCCAGCACUGACAACAACCCCAGUAAUGUGUGUGGUAAACGAAAACUAAUUGUGGAUUUCGCUGAUAUCGGUUGGGGAGAGUGGAUUAUAUCCCCCAAAUCCUUUGAAGCUCACUACUGUGCCGGUAUCUGCCCCUUCCCCCUAACAAAGCGCCUCCGACCAUCCAACCAUGCGACAAUACAGAGCAUUGUAAACGCCAUAGGAAUCUACUCCAAUGUCCCCGCCCCGUGCUGUGUCCCCGACGCCAUGUCCUCCGUAACAUUGCUCUACUUCGACGAGAACCGAAACGUUGUGCUGAAGAACUACCCGGGGAUGACAGUACAGUCGUGCGCAUGUCGAUAGGGUGCGCUGUUUGUGACGUCAUCACUUCGACGUUGUCACGGGUUGCAGGGCCCCGAGGAAGCGUUAUUACGUCAUGGUUGUGGUCGACGGCUCUGAGAUUACACAGAGCCCGUUAUCAACAGUUACGAUUCACGGUACAACCUUGGGACUGAGAAGCAUGGGAGGCAGACAGAGGUUAUCCUGCUGUGACUGUUAGACUGUAAUUGUUGGUAAUAGUUGGUCGACAUAUAUGUAUAAUAGGCAUAUAAUUUAUGCAGUGUUACUUCAUAGUGUAUGUAUUGCAUAAUUACUGAUGGUUGGUCCAUGGUGUCAACGCCGGAUGCGAGGAAGCACGUGUGUAGCUAGGACUAUGUUUAGUGAUGCACGAACAUGGCCCCAUCCUGAUGCUAUUGUAAGGGAAAGUACCACGAAUCAAGCGACCUUGACACUCGACGCAGCAGGCCCAUGUCAAUCUCCCUUUGUGAAGAAACACGUAUUCCUGGGACAAGAGGGAUGAUUACGCAUGCGUGGUUACAACGAGCACCUGUUAAUGGAGUGAAGGGCGUUCAUGCUGCCUGUUUCCCUCCCCGUGUUAGGGAGCUGUUAAGAACUGGCCAUGUCACCACGUGUACAUACUGUUUUCUGGGUCACAUUCAGACCACAUGUCCUGGCGUUCCCUGUGGCAAAGGCCGGACAAUCGGACAGACGGACAGUUGUCUGUCGGUCACAUCUACCUCUCUAUACUGUUUGGGCUUGACCUAAGGUCAAGGUACAGACACACAAGACUAUUAAAUAUACCUUGCAUUAACACUUUCAUCUCUUCGCGAGCUGCCGUUCGCACUGUGUACAAAGCCGAGAUGGAAGUUGAGGUUGUGUAUGAAUACAUAUAUCACGACCUGAUCACAGCUCACCUGAGCACAUCCGCGUUAUUCACUGACAGUCAUCUACUCUAUGGCUAGGAACCAAGCUAGUUGGGUCAGAAUUAAUCGAAGUACAGGAAUACGUGAUGUAUUUGAAAUCAAUGUUUGUUUGCUUGUUUUCAUAGUUUGUUUCACGUGUCAUAAUUCAAAGUGUCACGUGACACUCGUCAGGUCGGACUUGUGAUGUACAUAUUCCUCGACAUUUAUCAUUGUACAAAAUUACUAUUAUUUAAACAUCUUUACGUACGUGACCCUAUCUUUUGUCAUUUUGCGGGUUGAAUUUAUUUGCCAAACAAGUCUUGAUAUGGCAUUUGUGUUGUCAAUAAAGAGUUUCCGUCAGUAUCUGUA